Messenger RNA from Neurospora tetrasperma FGSC 2508, 226 nucleotides. RefSeq lists its product as uncharacterized. NCBI's taxonomy places the organism in Eukaryota, Fungi, Ascomycota, Sordariomycetes, Sordariales, Sordariaceae. Bases 18 to 215 code for a protein of 65 amino acids. The transcript has a single exon. The record is from RefSeq and is a predicted model, not a curated record.
CUGUGAAGCUUCGAAGGAUGGUAGCAGAGGAAACAUCAAGACAUGGGUCAACUGCGGGCGGGGCAUUGAAUGUCUCUCUGAAAAUUAACAUUCCCGCACAGAAACGAAACCGCAGCAAUGAAAGCGUGGGGGAACGGGUACCUAGCUCGUGGGUGGGAUGGGGUGGGCCGUUGAUAGCCACCCCAGUUGACGUCGUUCAAAUCUGGAAAACAUGAUUUCCUCACUU